CCUCGAUUUGAGACAUAGUCACAAGAGAAGUAAACAUUGUAACAGAAAGAUCGUAAUAAGUUUCAAAUAGAAAUUAUUCUAGUCUGAAAAUGAAGUUUAAAUUCAAAGAAGAACAUACACUGGAUCACAGAAAAGCUGAGUCAUCAAAAAUAAAAACCAAAUACCCAGAAAGAAUACCUGUGAUAGUUGAAAAAGAUCCCAAGUCUCAAAUUCAACAGAUAGAUAAGAGGAAAUUCCUAGUGCCAAAUGAUAUAUCUGUCGCUCAGUUUAUGUGGAUAAUUCGCAAACGAAUUUGUAUACCCUCAGAAAAGGCAAUUUUUCUAUUUGUAGGAAAAGUAUUGCCACAAACCAGUGCAAGUAUGGGCCAAGUUUAUGAAGACCAUAAAAGUGAUGAUGGAUUCCUCUAUAUAGCUUACAGCGGUGAAAACACAUUCGGAUCUUAAAGAUUAAUUUGUUGAUAAUUUUGUUAAGUCCUCAGUAUUUUGUCAUGUAUUAAGUUUUUUUGCAUUCUCAGUUAUGUUUUGUCAUUGUGUUUUGUAAAACAUCAAGUCUGGAAAUUAAAGACUGAUUGAAAUAAUGUGAUAGAUUCUGUCAAACUUAAACCGAUGAUCAAAUAUUACAACAAUUUAUUCUAAACUUUCAUAAAAUGCAGAGAUUGUCUGGAAAUGAAAGUUAGUAAAAAUUUAUGAUAAAUCAUCAUUUAAGGGCCAUCUUGAUAUAAUAUUGAUUUGUCUAUCAGUAGUUUAUAUAGCUUAUCAAAUAUAUUUUUUUUUUUGAUAUUACAGUUUCCCGAUUUUCUUAGAAUUCAAUAUUUAACACUUUAGAAUUAUUUCUCUACAUUUGAGUGUUUUGAAAUUAGACUAGUCAUAUAACAUAGGUAUAUAUCUCCUCUGCAUAUUAGAUGUGAAACCAAGAGAUGACUGGAAUAUUAUUUGUAAUUUUAACCAAAUCAAGAUAUUAUCUACAAAUCAAAAUCGCAACCAUUCCAGAAUGAACCCAAAAUUUUUAAAGUUUCUCUUAGUGUUUUUUGUGUUAUUUUUUCAUCAAGGAAAAUUUGUAUUUGCCUUUGUGUAUUAAGUUACUUAAGGGUUGUGAACUUUCCUCUUUUUUUCUUGCUGUGGAAAUGUAAACAGACAAUAUUGCUCAAGAUCAACAUUUAAUGCUGGUAUUAUUUUAUGUGUUAUUUAAGUUUCAUGUAUGUAAGACAAAAAUUCGUCUAUAGGAAAAUCUUUUGCGAUGUAUUUGUAUUACAAUGGAAUACUUCCAAGCCAGUGAUUCCCAACCUUUUUCUGCCUUAACACCCCUGGAGUAAUCGUUUGAUCAUGAUUUGAACCCCUCACACCCCCAAAACAAUGUAUAAUUUAGAAUUUUUAUUCAAAAUAAUCAUACUAAUCACACAUAAUAAUUUAUAUAUAAUCAUACGGCCGUAAUAAGAUGCUCAGUGCUGUUUUCUUUGGAACCAUAUAAUAUCUCUCAAAAAAAAACUUCUCUUGAAACAGUUGUCCACACCCCUGACACCCCAGUCCCCACCCCCAGGAGGUGAAAACACUCAAGGUUGUUCAGUAUUCUAUGUUAAAACUAUAUGAUUAUUUUAAACUGUUUAUGAUGUGUCUCGUAACAAUCAAUACAGUCAAAUGUUUUCCAUUUUUAAGAACUGUAAACGGUUAUAGUCUCAUUGACCUUAACUACCAGCUAUUUGAUGAUCAAAAUUUUUGAUGUAUGAAACAUAUUUUACAAAGAAAAUCGAUAAUCAUAAACAUGAUAUUGAAACUGACACAAAUGAUGGUAUUAGUGACGUUGAUUAUUUAUGUCUUUAUUGUGUGAAAUUUAAUAAUGUCUGACUGGUUAUAGAUGUCAGCUAUGCCAGUUUUCUGUGUCUAUCUUUAUUUCUUGUCUUUUCAGUUUAAUUUAUCCUUUUCUAUCACUCUCUUUCUUUCAUAUUCUUGUGAAUUUCUUGUUCCAUGUGUUUGAACAAUAACUAAAUGAGAUCAUUUUUUUUUAAAUAUUUAUUGCUGGGUAUAAUGCAAAAUGAUACUGUUAUCCACUUUGAAGAAGACUUUUACUCAAAGGAUUGAAUGGUACAACUUAUUUCUGUACACCAGUAUUUAACUGCUUAUUAUUUCAAGAAGAAAAAUGUCUUUCAAGUAACAGUUAUGUUGAAAUAAACUUACUUCAAUGCCA
Lottia gigantea (owl limpet) is the source of this 2181-nucleotide messenger RNA. RefSeq lists its product as hypothetical. The record is from RefSeq and is a predicted model, not a curated record. Gene Ontology annotation, cellular component: cytosol; autophagosome; autophagosome membrane. Bases 90 to 443 code for a protein of 117 amino acids. Gene Ontology annotation, biological process: autophagy of mitochondrion; macroautophagy; autophagosome assembly. Gene Ontology annotation, molecular function: ubiquitin protein ligase binding. NCBI's taxonomy places the organism in Eukaryota, Metazoa, Mollusca, Gastropoda, Lottiidae. The transcript has 4 exons.